Molecule: messenger RNA, 1329 nt
Organism: Jatropha curcas
Lineage: Eukaryota; Viridiplantae; Streptophyta; Magnoliopsida; Malpighiales; Euphorbiaceae
Biological process (GO): regulation of DNA-templated transcription
Cellular component (GO): nucleus
Molecular function (GO): DNA-binding transcription factor activity
Source: RefSeq, a predicted model, not a curated record
AUCUUUAAAAUAAUAAACCUUUGUGCAGAAAAUUUUCAAUUCUUCAUGUGUGUUUGUAGAAACCUAUGAUGGAGGAGAAGCAGAAAGCAAGCUACAGAGUAGAAGAAGAAGAAGAAGAUGAUGAUGAUGCUGAUUCAAUUCUUCAACUUUUGAUGGAUUAUGAACCAACAUUAAACAACCAUGCAGAAAGCAAGCUAAUUACUAGUGAUGAAAUAUUUGUGCUUCCAGAUCAUAAGAAUAAAGAAUCAGAAGCGUCAUCCUCCUCCUCCUCCCAUUUUCCAUCAAAAGGAAAAAAUAAUUUAGAUAUGGAUCAUGAAAUAUUGGAGAAGUGUGACGAAGAUGAUUUCUUUUCCAAAUUCUUGAACAUAACUGAUAAUAAUAAUGAUAUUAAUGUUUCAUCUGGUAUUGAUAAUAACCCACCAUCAUCAAAUGUGGUAGAAGUUGAUGAUGAUCAUGUGACCUCCAUGGCAAUUCCACCAGAAACUGUUGUGCAGCCACCACAACUGCCAUCAGGCGCCAUCACAACUAGGCCAAGAGGAAUCAGGAAGGCCAUAUCUCCUGAAACGCUUGCAGAGCUUUCCAUUAUUGAUCCAAAGAAGGCAAAGAGAAUAAUCACAAACCGAAUGUCUGCUGUGAGGGCAAAGGAGAAGAAGAAGCUUUAUACAUGCAUGCUUGAACAUAAAUUACAAAACUUAAGAUCUGAAUCAGCUACAUUAAACGCUCAUUUGUCUUUAUUGCAGACAGAAGGCUUAAGCUUGAAUGCUGAAAAUGUCAGACUGAGAGAACAGACAGGCAUGACUUUGCAACAAAUUCACUUACAAGACUCAUUGAAUGAUGAAAUAAGAAAUGAGAUCCAACAUUUGAAAACGUUGACACAAAUUACUUCAAACCAUGGAAUCAUGUUGAACAACACUGGAAAUAAUCAUGCACACAACAACCUUGCAAUGGAUGCACCAACAGGCACAGAACAAGUUGGCCAACUCCAAGUUCAAAAUGUAGAUCAGCAACUUGAACAAUUUCAACAGGGACCAGUACAUGUGAAUGCUGGGCAACAAUCUCCAUGGCAAGUUCAAUAUGAUCAGGAGGUGAAUCCACAGUAUCAUCUUCAACAAGAAGAAAAUCCACCAUAUAUUGAGGAUCCUAACAUUACUAAUCCUCUGCCUUACCUGCAAGGUGAAGAAGACAAUGAUCAUUAAUAGUAUCUUUUGGGGAUUGGUAGGCCUUUUGAAGCAUUUCUAGUAUCGUGUUGUUUUGAAUAAGUUCUCUAGUCGGAGAAGUAAGUUGAGCUUUGUGUUUGGGAUUUUGAUACUUUGAUUGGAAUUUUAAUAA